This is a messenger RNA of Mugil cephalus (flathead mullet), 2861 nucleotides long. Its product is annotated as thrombomodulin-like. The transcript has a single exon. Gene Ontology annotation, cellular component: membrane; external side of plasma membrane; extracellular matrix. Gene Ontology annotation, biological process: cell migration. The record is from RefSeq and is a predicted model, not a curated record. The coding region runs from base 329 to 1987 and encodes 552 amino acids. NCBI's taxonomy places the organism in Eukaryota, Metazoa, Chordata, Actinopteri, Mugiliformes, Mugilidae. Gene Ontology annotation, molecular function: extracellular matrix binding; transmembrane signaling receptor activity; calcium ion binding.
GAUUCUACUGACGUGGUGGACAGAGUGGAGUUGGGAGGAACUACUGAAAACAGGGGGCGUUGGGUUAAAGCCCCCCUUGCGUGCGCGCGGAUUGGAUGCGUACGUGCGUAAAAGCCGUGCGUAAAGCGGGGAUGUGCCUUGCCGAGCUCAUGAGUGCAGAGGGACAGCGCGCAGAAGUGACUUUAAGAGGAACUCCCUUCCUCCGUGGGAACAAUAUUAUGGAGUUGGGGUUUUAUAAAUACGAGCACAACAGUUUCUCAAACAAACUUAAAGCAAAUAGACUGGCGACACGAACAAGAACUUAAAAAGAAGCAACCGAAGUUCAAACAUGAAUAAUGUUACGUGGGUGGGUGUCGUCGUGUUGGUUUUCUCGGGGGGAAGAGCCGGCGGGGCAGAGACGAAUAACGGAUGCUGCAUUGGGAACGAGUGUUUCACUGUGUUUCCGGAUCCAACCAACUUCUUGACCGCACAAACUCAGUGUGAAGACAAAGGCGGGCAUUUAAUGACAGUGCGCUCCUCUGUGGCGCACGAUGUUCUUUCCAUGUUGUUGGGGACCUUAACGGGAAAAUUCUGGAUAGGUUUACAUCUGCCGUCCGGCUGCCCAGACCCCGCCGCUGCUUCUGGGCUCAAUGGCUUCCAGUGGGUAACCAAAGACAGCAAGAGCGACUACUCCAACUGGCGGUCAGAUUUCGACAGCGGCUGCUCUGCUCCUCGCUGCGUCUCACUUUCCCCAGAGGACGAGUUUAAAUGGACCCAGGCGCCGUGUGAAGAACACGUGGCCGGGUUUCUCUGUGAAUACAGCUUCAGUGAACCAUGUAUGCGCUUUCCAGCUGCACCGAACGAGACUGUCUUCUACGUAACUCCAUACGGGUUUUCCGGGGAAGACGUGCUCUCUUUGCCUCCUGGAAGCACCGCUAUUCAAAGGCCGUCUGGGAAGCGACACAUCUGUUUUUCCGAAAGCUGGCUGCCAGCCCCCUGGAGCUGCGACAUCAAUGAAGGCGGGUGCGAAUAUAGAUGCGGAGUGGGCCCCGAUAAAGCCCCGUCCUGCUACUGCCCGCCGGGAAAAACCGUCAACACUGUAAAUGAAGUGACCUGCGAGGUGCAGGUGACUGACGAGCCGUGCCUGGCCCUGCGCUGCGACCACUUCUGCUAUGAAGUUGGAGGCUCUUACGAGUGCGCCUGCGACCACGGCUUUCAGCUGGGGGAUGACGGCAGAUCGUGCUUGGACGUCAACGACUGCGCGGACAAGCGGCAGUGCCCCGGGGAGAACCUCAUGUGCGUCAACACCGUCGGCCGGUUUGAGUGCGUCUGCAAGCCCGGAUACAUAAUGAAAGAAGGAGAGUGCGAGGACGAGGACGAGUGCACUUCUGCUCCGUGUGAGCACAAAUGCAUCAACACCCCUGGGAGCUACAGCUGCUCGUGCUAUGACGGUUUUAGAGUGGACCCAGAGUCGCCGGGUAAGUGCGAACUUCACUGCGCGGCGCAGGAGUGCACCGCAGAGUGCGACCCAAACAACAGGUUCCACUGCUACUGUCCUGACGGCUUUCUAUUAGAGGAGAGACCCGGCGGUUCUGUUUGCAUAGACAUCAAUGAGUGCGAUCACUCUUAUUGUGAUGAGAAAUGUAGGAACACAUUCGGAAGCUAUCUGUGCUUGUGCUCUCCCGGAAAAAGACUUCUAGACGGAUACAAGUGCGUCAAAAUCGAUGAUGAUGACACAGACGCAGGAGGAGAGGGCUCCGGGAUGACCACGCAGCCAAGCGUCCCCACACAUCCGAACAUCCACUCUUCACCUGGUCCUACUCUUCAGCCCUCCUCUGCGGUGACAGUGGGGGGUCUUGUGGCAAUAAUAGUUUGCACGGUGCUUUUUCUCGUGGUGGUGGUUUUUCUGGCCCAUCACAUGCUGAGCCGCAGAGGGAAGAUGGAGAGUGCACUCAAAGCGACAGAGGAAGAGGCCCACGGCUUACGCCAGGUGACUAGUGAUAAUUGAUAGACAUAGACAUUUGUUUAGAAACAGAAAUCUAUUUUCAGAGACAGUUCGUGCUCGACAUGUGAAUGUACAGGUGAACGCUCUAAAACAGAACAGUGUUUUGGAGGGUACAGGUUUCGCAGGUGCGAUAUUAGUAUACUGAUGCUAUGAAGGAUAAGGAUAAGGAUAAGGAUACAUACGAUACAUAUUACACAUACAUCACCAUUUUCCUUAAGGAAAGGUAUCCUCUACCUUUGAAGACUGCUUUCAGUUAAUGUUCUGAUAACACACACACACGACACAUGCCGUGUAAUGAAAACGACGAAGAACUUGAACUUUUUUUUUUUUAAAGAUGAUGCUGGGAUAUCAAUAAUAAUAAUUAAAAAAAAUUAAAGAAAAAAAUAAGAAAAUGGUGUCUGUUCUUUGACCGUUGUUGUUGUUGUUUAAGCUGGCUGCGCCACCAUGUGGAGAAAAAAAUAAAUUACAAGUGGACGAGAUGGGACAACAUCCUGUCCACGUGUAAUUAAUUUUUUUAUGUACAUCAGCCACAACAUUAAAACCACUGACGGGAGAAGGAAAUGACACUGACCGUCUUGUGACAAUUCAAUGUUCUGAUGGUAAACCUUUGGACUCGAUAUUCGCGUGGAUGCACCAAACAGAAAUAAAGCAUAAAAACUCAAGAACAAAACAAUGCCAUCAAAUAAAAUUUAAUUUAAAAGUAUAUCGAAGCAUCAGUGGUCAGUGAGGAAAACUGAGUUAUGUUAAUACAGGAAAAUCUGCCUAAUGUGUCAAAAAUAUUUUAAACUGCAGAAAAUGUAAUUCAUUCGACCCUAGGCAUCAAAUGGAUUUGUGCCAUCUGCAUUUCACUGUAAUGACAAUAAAGAUAAUAAAGAUA